UUUUCUUUCUAUUUCUUCGUAGAUCGAUCGCUAGAGCUUUGAUUUUGAGAAUUUAGAUUGGUUGCACUAGUACUGAGGCUCCGUGGCGCAUCUGAUUUUAUGCUCGGUUGCCCAAUCUUAAUGUGCAAGAUCGAAACUUUGGGAAUCCGCUUUGCGAGGAAGUUGUUGAGGGGUUUUCAAGCCCGAAGAGAUGGUUCUCAAGACUGAGCUGUGCCGAUUUAGCGGUGCUAAGAUAUAUCCUGGGAAGGGUAUUAGAUUCGUUCGAGCUGACUCUCAGGUUUUUCUGUUUGCUAACUCAAAAUGCAAGCGGUAUUUCCACAACCGUCUGAGGCCUGCUAAGCUUACCUGGACUGCUAUGUACAGGAAGCAGCACAAGAAGGACAUUCAUGCUGAAGCUGUUAAGAAGAGGCGCCGUACCACAAGGAAGCCAUACUCAAGGUCUAUUGUUGGUGCUACCUUGGAAGUGAUUCAAAAGAAGAGAACUGAGAAGGCUGAAGUACGUGAUGCUGCUAGGGAAGCAGCACUACGUGAGAUCAAAGAACGGAUUAAGAAGACCAAAGAUGAGAAGAAAGCCAAGAAGGCUGAGCUGAUGGCCAAGACUCAGAAGACACAAGCCAAGGGAACCAUGCAAAAGGGUCCAAAAGCUGGACCCAAGCUUGGCGGCGGCGGUGGCAAGCGCUGAAUGCCUUAAAAAUGCUGCCUGCAUUGUUCAAUCUUUGAUCGUUUGUCAAUUUUUAGUAAUGUGAAAUGAGUUUUACUUUAGCUGCGGCCUCAAUGAGAAUGUAACCUGCAUGUUCAUGUAGUUGCAGCUCACCAUUUUGAACAUCUAGUCCAGUUUGUUUGGAUUAAAUUUUCUGAUUCUCAAUUUGCAGGUUUUUCUUAAAGAACUAUUGAUGUUUGUGUGUCAGGGUGUGCUUGAUGUAUUCUAGGAUUUCACCCUAAAUGAAUGUCUUCUUAUCUGCAGUUUACUGACUUAUGGUAGUCCUAAACUUGUCCUCAAUUUUUUGA
Molecule: messenger RNA, 1008 nt
Organism: Dioscorea cayenensis subsp. rotundata (Guinea yam)
Lineage: Eukaryota; Viridiplantae; Streptophyta; Magnoliopsida; Dioscoreales; Dioscoreaceae
Product: 60S ribosomal protein L24-like
Exons: 6
Coding region: 191-682 (163 amino acids)
Biological process (GO): cytoplasmic translation
Cellular component (GO): cytosolic large ribosomal subunit
Molecular function (GO): mRNA binding; structural constituent of ribosome
Source: RefSeq, a predicted model, not a curated record